AUGGACAACGAGUAUACAUACAAGAUAGGGCUAUCUAACAAAGUGGAAAAUUCUGAGAGCCUGAAGACACUGAAGAAUGUAGCUGCAAAACUUGGUGGAUCUCUCAGUAUUCCAUGUUUCUAUGAUGAGAAAUACAAAUCAAACCGUAAAUACUGGUGUAAGGGGUAUUACUGGUCCUCCUGUAAAAUAGUAGCCUAUACAGACACAAAUGGAAAUACAUUCGUCACUGAUCAUCCAACCCAGAAUAUGUUUACUGUGGAACUGAACAGCUUCCGAGACUCGUACUCUGGAUAUUAUUGGUGUGCUGUGGAAAUUGGUGGAAGUGGGACCCCUGAUGACAAGGAUUAUUUGUACCUGAUGGUCAGUGCAGAUCCUGCUGUGUCAGUGAUAAACAGCAGAGUGAGUGGUCAGGAAGGGGGCAGUGUCAGUGUCCAGUGUCUCUGCAGUGCCCAAUAUCAGAAUAAACAGAAGCAGUGGUGCAGAUUUAAAGACUGGAGCUGCUACACGUUAGAGAGGACUGACACAUCCCAGAAUUCAUCAGUGUUGGUCAGUGAUGAUGGAAAAGGAUCCGUCAGUGUGGAGAUGAGGGGUCUGCAGAAGAGUGAUGCUGGCUGGUACUGGUUCAGUGCAGGAGAUGUGGGGGUUACUGUUCACCUCACUGUCACUGAAAGACCUUCAACAACAACAGCUGUGACUACAGUUUCUGCCACUGAGAAAACCAGCAUCAGUGAAACCAUUUCAGAAGAAGAACCGCCCCUCCUGCAGUAA
Molecule: messenger RNA, 768 nt
Organism: Colossoma macropomum (tambaqui)
Lineage: Eukaryota; Metazoa; Chordata; Actinopteri; Characiformes; Serrasalmidae
Product: polymeric immunoglobulin receptor-like
Exons: 5
Coding region: 1-768 (255 amino acids)
Source: RefSeq, a predicted model, not a curated record